This is a messenger RNA of Triticum urartu, 1780 nucleotides long. RefSeq lists its product as uncharacterized. NCBI's taxonomy places the organism in Eukaryota, Viridiplantae, Streptophyta, Magnoliopsida, Poales, Poaceae. The record is from RefSeq and is a predicted model, not a curated record. Gene Ontology annotation, molecular function: catalytic activity.
GGAGGCAGCGAAACUGGGACCGGUGCGUCGUGGAGGAGCUGAUUUCUCCAAGUGGGCAGUGGCAAACUGGCAAUGGCGUGCUACGCCGCUCUCCUGCACCAGCCGCCCGCCUCGCCGUCCCCGUGCACCUCAGGCCGCGCCGGCUCCUGCCGCGUCCGGCCACCUCCGCUCCUCCAGCGCCGAGCCCCUCCCCUGUCCGCGCGCGCUUGGAUCUCCCCGCGCUGCUCCUACGCCGCAGCCGGAGGGAGCGCCGGAGCGGGCGCCGGGGAGCAGCCCGCGGCGGCGCUCCGGAGAGUGCUGGAGACGCCGGGCGCCCACCAGGCGCCCGCUUGCUACGAUGCGCUCAGCGCCCGCCUAGUCGAGCGCGCCGGGUUCAGGGCCUGCUUCACGAGCGGCUUCUCAAUAUCUGCUGCAAGGCUUGGAUUGCCAGAUGUUGGUCUGAUCUCCUAUGGCGAAAUGAUAGAUCAAGGGCGUUUAAUCACUGAAGCAGUGUCGAUACCUGUAAUUGGUGAUGCUGAUAAUGGUUAUGGAAACUGUAUGAAUGUCAAGAGGACAGUGAAAGGAUUUAUCAAUGCUGGUUUUGCUGGAAUUAUUCUUGAAGAUCAGGUGUCACCAAAAGCAUGUGGACAUACACAAGGAAGGAAAGUUGUCUCGAGAGAGGAAGCGAUUAUGCACAUAAAAGCUGCUGUAGAUGCCAGGAAGGAGAGUGGCUCUGACAUUGUUAUUGUGGCAAGGACAGAUUCUCGUCAAGCUUUGUCUCUUGAUGAAGCGUUAUGGAGAGCACGAGCUUUUGCUGAUGCUGGAGCAGAUGUUCUAUUCAUUGAUGCCCUUGCCUCAAGGGAAGAGAUGAUGGCGUUUUGUGCAGUUUCACCUGGAGUUCCAAAAAUGGCCAACAUGUUAGAAGGUGGUGGUAAAACUCCUAUACUGAGCCCUCUUGAACUUGAAGAAAUUGGUUACAAAAUCAUAGCCUACCCAUUAUCUCUAAUUGGGGUAUCAAUGCGUGCAAUGGAGGAUGCUCUUGUUGCUAUAAAAGGUGGCCGCAUACCUCCUCCAAGUAGCUUGCCAUCAUUUGAGGAGAUCAAGGAUACACUAGGGUUUAACCGCUAUUAUGAAGAGGAAAAGCGAUACGUUGCGUCACCAGCUCAAUCAUCCUUUGGGAGUGGUAAUUAUGAUUAUACAACUGAAGCAAGCAGUUCAGGAGACACCAAGUCGAGGACUGAGAAAUCACAAGAACCUAUUAUUGACAUACUGCCACAGCUCUAUGAUCCUGGUUCCGCUGGAGGCAGAGGUCCUUCAAGUGGGAUGUGGUCCCGCACACUUCGAUUAAAGAUUACUGGAAGAGAUGGGGUCCAGAAAAUUGAUGCCAGGAUACCUGCUGGAUUCUUAGAAGGGAUGACAAAAGUUAUACCAGGCCUGGCUGGAACUAAUAUCAUGGAAAGGCUUCGGAACGCGCCUAUGGAUUCGGACAACCCCCAGAACGGGCAGAUACUGCUUGAUUUUGAGGACGGCAUGGGAGAUAGGAUCCAGGUGUUCAUCGCGUGAGCGUGUUGUUCGUUUUUGUCGUCCCAGCAUCCGAUACUCAGACAAGCAUCUUGUUUCAGUUUAGUAGUAGAAGCAAAUGGUUGCUACUCUACUUGGUAGUUGGUAGUAGGCCCUUGCUGCCUACAUCCAGUUAUGUAAACUCUGCAUCAUACUGCAUGCGUCCAGAACUAGUCUUCCUGUAACCUUCCUUGUCUCAUGGAUUCAGAAGUUAAAUUCAAAUAAAACAAGUUAUGGAAAA